This is a messenger RNA of Medicago truncatula (barrel medic), 2161 nucleotides long. RefSeq names its product pentatricopeptide repeat-containing protein At1g02150. Gene Ontology annotation, cellular component: mitochondrion. Lineage: Eukaryota; Viridiplantae; Streptophyta; Magnoliopsida; Fabales; Fabaceae. The transcript has 2 exons. The record is from RefSeq and is a predicted model, not a curated record. Gene Ontology annotation, molecular function: protein binding. The coding region runs from base 60 to 1685 and encodes 541 amino acids.
UCAUUAUUAUUAUCUUCAACAAACAAACAUUGUGACACACACACCCACACACUCAGAAAAUGAUGAUUACUAUUACGCCUCUUCAAAUUCAAUCUUCUUUACAAAACCAAAACGUUUCUCUUUCACUUUCUUAUUCUCAUACUCUUUCCCCCUUCAAACAAAGGGUCAAUGUCUUUUACACUGACAGUGGAAUUGGAGGUGGAGCAAGAGUUUCUGUCACUUGUUCAAUCUCAAAGAUUCACAAUUAUGGUACACUUGAUUAUGAGAGAAAACCCAAUUUGAAAUGGAAUGCUAUAUACAAGAGGAUUUCAAUGAUGGAGAAUCCUGAAUUGGGUUCUGCUUCUGUGUUGAAUCAAUGGGAGAAUGAAGGCAGGAAUCUCACCAAAUGGGAACUUUGUAGAGUUGUUAAAGAGUUGAGAAAGUACAGAAGACAUGACAGAGCUCUUCAGGUAUAUGAUUGGAUGAACAAUAGACCAGAGAGGUUUAGAAUAUCUGCAAGUGAUGUUGCGAUUCAGUUAGAUCUAAUCGCAAGAGUUCACGGAGUUUCUAGUGCAGAAAGUUUUUUUCUGAACCUAACCAAUGAUUUAAAAGACAAGAGAACAUAUGGUGCCCUCUUGAAUGCAUAUGUUCAUUCUAGAUCAAGAGAAAAGGCAGAAUCUUUACUCGAAGUAAUGAGGAGUAAAAGGUACUUAACACAUUCACUACCGUUUAAUUUAAUGAUGACUCUGUCCAUGAACCUUAAGGAUUAUGAUAAAGUCGAUAUGUUGGUUUCAGAAAUGAAAGAAAAGAACAUACAGCUAGAUAUAUAUACAUAUAAUAUCUGGUUGUCCUCUUGUGGAUCUCAAGGAUCAAUAGAGAAGAUGGAACAAGUUUUUGAACAGAUGUUAAAGGAUCCUACCAUUAUUCCUAAUUGGAGUACAUUUAGUACAAUGGCUGCAAUGUAUAUUAAGAUGGAACUGUUUGAAAAAGCACAAGAGUGCUUAAAAAAGGCCGAGGGUAGAAUACUAGGUCGAGAUAAAGUACCUUUUCAUUAUCUCCUGAGUUUGUAUGGAAGUGUUGGAAACAAGGACGAAGUUUACCGCGUGUGGAAUAACUAUAAAUCAAUGUUUCCAAGUAUACCUAAUUUGGGAUACCAUGCUGUUAUUUCUUCUUUCGUAAGAAUGGACGAUAUUGAGCGGGCAGAAAAGCUUUACGAGGAAUGGGUUUCUGUAAGGCCGUCUGAUGAUUCUAGAAUAGGAAACCUUCUCAUAAGCUGGUAUCUUAAGAAAGGUAAAUCAGAUAAAGUUUUUAGUUUCUUUAAGCAUAUGAGUGAAGGUGGUGGAUGUCCAAAUUCGACUACAUGGGAGCUUCUUUCUGAGGGUCAUAUUGCUGAAAAGAGGGUUUCUGAGGCGCUUUCGUGCUUGGAAAAAGCUUUUAUGACAAGUGAUUCAAAGAGUUGGAAACCCAAGCCAAUAAAAUUGGCUGCAUUCCUUAAGCUUUGUCAAGACGAAGACGACAUGGAGAGCGCCGAGGUUUUAAUUGAGUUGUUGAGGAAGUCAGGAUACCAUAACGAUGAAGCAUAUGCCGCAAUCAUUAGCAAAGAUGAACCGUCAAACAGGACUGAAAGAAUUGAUGAUGUUGACAGUGAAAACAUGGAUGAUGAUGACUCUCAAGUGUUGUUCAGCCAAGUAGAUAGUAGCUUUUGAUGCCUAUGUAGCACCUACACUUCAAAUUGAAGGUGUGUGUGGUGUCUAACAUGUGUCGGUGUCCAACAUUGACAUUACACCAACACAUGUUAUUACAUUCAAUCACUUUCGCUUGUUUACAUUAUUAUCAGUCUCUACACGUCAGUGUCAAUAUCGAGUCUGUCCUCGAUGUGUGUGUGUGUGUAUGGGUGUUUCAUAGUUUGAUAUUUCAAAUUUUGUUUUGACUUGUGGAAAAUGAGUUGAUAGAACAUAGGGGGAAAUAUUGUAAUAUUCUUUUUCUCAAGCUUUUAUGGCUUAUCACAACAGUUAUGUACGGCUAGGUUCUUAUGCUAGGUUAGGACAUGGACUGAUGUUUUGCUCUAAUAGGAAUUGACUCUUCUGAUGCAUGUGAUAUGAGGCCAUCCUUGUGUAUGUUUUCUAUGACUUGUGUCUUUAAAUUUGGACUGAAGUAGUGUUACAUGGAUGAUAGUUUGGAA